AUGGCUUUGGUUGAGAAGAAGGGUAAGAAGCCACCGCAAGCUCAAACCCAUCUCCCACCAAAACCAUACAAUCUGCCACCUUCAUAUUAUGCACCGCCGCCCUAUUUGCCUUCUGUUUAUCCGCCACAUCUUCCCUAUCCGCUACCCGAUUGUAGCUGUGGGGGUGAUGAUGGUAACCUUCAACAUUUUGGGAAGCUAUGCUACUCGUGUUGGCUUAAACAACAACCAUAUGGUGGCUUCGGCAUCGGCAACAUUGGCCCUCCACCCCCUACCAGCGGCUAUGGCAGCAGUGGCAAUGGUGGCAAUAGCAGCAACUAUGGCAGCAGUGGCUCUAGCGGCACAGUUUUGAACCACUACGACCCAUAUUGGACAAUCCCAGACCACAGACGUUUCUGCUAUGGUUGGUAUGAUGAAGAUGAAGAGGAAGGCGAUCAUGGAUCAUCUCCUGCUGGGAAUCCAUUUAAAGGAACGGUCACUGCACCGCCCAUUCCCAAGGCACGCCCUCAUCGUGAAGAAGAAACUAAAAGAAAGCCGAAUGUCUUUAACAAGUUCUUAAGAACCGUCCAACAUCUUCAGAAGAUUGAGAGUUUUAUAGUUGCGAGCGAGGUCGAUGGGCGGAGAUUUGCGUUUGUUAAUCUGGACGCUGGAAUGGCCUCUCAGUUAGUCACCAUUAAACUGCUCCAAAGGCUCAAUUCUAGGUUCGGGGAGUUAUACACAGAAGAAAACGUAGCAAUAAGUGGAAUCCACACCCACGCCGGCCCCGGCGGCUACCUACAGUACUUGGUGUACUCCAUAACAUCCCUCGGCUUCGUCCAGCAAUCCUUCGACGCCAUCGUUGACGCCAUCGAGCGCAGCAUCGUCCAAGCCCACCGCAGCCUCAAACCGGGUGCCAUCUUCAUCAACAAAGGCGACGUCGAGAAUGCGGGCAUAAACAGGAGCCCGAGCGCUUACCUUAUGAACCCGGAGGAGGAGCGAGCUCGGUAUGGGGCCAACGUGGACACGGAAAUGACACUUUUGAAGUUGGUGGAUGGGGCGAGCGGGCAGAGCCUAGGCGCCUUCAGCUGGUUCCCGACGCAUGGGACUUCCAUGAGCAGAGAUAAUAAACUCAUCAGUGGGGAUAAUAAGGGCGCCGCUGCUAGGUUCUUUGAGGACUGGGCCACUUCCACACUUAACAAUAACAUAACCUCCUCCUCCAAGAGGACGUCAGAUCUGAAUUUUACAGACAUUGAAGUGGAGUUGGAUGAGAAGCAUAUGGUGAAGACUUGCCCGGCUGCCCUCGGCCCUGGUUUUGCCGCUGGAACUACGGACGGCCCUGGUGUGUUCGGCUUUCAACAGGGUGACACAGAGAUCAAUGAGUUGUGGAGGAAGUUGAGAGAUACGUUGAGGAAGCCGAGCGACUUUCAGGUGGCCUGCCAGAAACCCAAGACGGUUUUGCUGGACACAGGGGAGAUGUUCCAACCUUAUGCUUGGGCGCCAGCAAUUCUUCCAAUUCAAAUUCUCAGGCUGGGAAAACUGAUCAUACUCUCUGUACCUGGAGAGUUCACAACAAUGGCGGGGCGAAGAUUAAGGGAAGCAGUAAAGGAAACUCUGAUAAGCAAUGGAAAUGGUGAAUUCGAUGACGACACCCAUGUUGUGAUUGCAGGGCUUACAAAUACUUACUCUCAAUAUGUGGCCACUUUUGAAGAAUAUGAACAACAACGAUAUGAAGCUGCUUCAACUCUCUACGGACCACACACUCUAUCAGCAUACAUUCAAGAGUUCAAGAAACUAGCAAAAGCAAUAGCCAAAGGUGAAAACAUAGCAAAGCCAAUAGUCUCACCACCGGACCUCUCAUCGGUCCAGCUCCGACUUGUGUUAGACCCUAUUGGGGAAUCACCGCGGAAUGGCAUCAACUUUGGAGACAUCCAACAAGACAUCAAAUUACCAGAAACUGGUUGGUUCAAAAGAGGGGAAAAACAGAAACCAACUGCCACAUUUUGGAGCGCAAACCCAAGAUUCGACCUGUUGACCGAAGGGACAUAUGCAGUGGUAGAAAGGUUAGAGAAAGAGCGAUGGACAUCGGUUUAUGAUGACGAUGAUUUCUCCUUAUUUUUCAAAUGGACAUUAGACAACAACACAUUCAUCAACAGCUUAGCGACUAUAGAAUGGGACAUCCCGAUCGAUGCCAAUCCCGGUGUGUAUCGCCUACGACACUUUGGAUCAUCAAAGACAAGUACAAACUCAACCAACAUAUAUUUCACCGGGGCUUCUCGCGCUUUUGCAGUGUCAUAGGUACACAAACAUUA
Momordica charantia (bitter melon) is the source of this 2285-nucleotide messenger RNA. The record is from RefSeq and is a predicted model, not a curated record. Lineage: Eukaryota; Viridiplantae; Streptophyta; Magnoliopsida; Cucurbitales; Cucurbitaceae.